CGAAGUGUCAGAGAGUCGGUACAACAGACGGGACUGGCGACACACGGAGGUGCUUCUAAACGGUUUAUAAGGCGUGGACCAACAUGGCGUCCUUCUACCUGGCUGUUCUGUUGAUCGCACUCACUCCCUGUGGACUGGACGCCGUCGAGGACAACGACCGUUUUGACUGUUACCCGGAUGACGGCGCGACACAGCAGCUGUGUGAGGCUCGGGGCUGCAUGUGGGAAGAGACAAACAACAACAAGGCGCCGAAAUGCUUCUAUUGUCCCGAUGCGGCCUUCUCUCUCAGUGUGGCCAGGACGGCGACAGGGACAGUGCUCUGGGACACGUCGGUAGGCGGGUUCACCUUCUCGGACCAGUUCCUGCAGAUUUCUACCAAACUCCCGUCCUCCUAUGUGUACGGGUUCGGCGAGCACGAGCGCAACAAGUUCCGCCAUAACAUGGACUGGUGGACCUGGGGCAUGUUCACACGGGACGAGGCGCCUGGACCGCCCUCGAACGGUGUCAACAAGAACCUGUACGGCAUGCACCCGUUCUACCUGUGCGUGGAGGAUGACGGGAAGGCUCACGGCGUCCUGCUGCUCAACUCCAAUGCAAUGGAGGUAGUCCUGCAGCCCACCCCUGCCAUGACGUUCCGGACUGUCGGCGGGAUUCUGGACUUCUACAUGUUCCUGGGAGACGGGCCUGAGGACGUGGUGCGGCAGUACACUGAGUUUGUAGGCCGCCCGUUCAUGCCACCAUACUGGGGACUGGGCUUCCAGCUGUGCAAGUGGGGCUACGGGAGUCUUGAUGUGGUCAAGGACGUCGUCAAGGAGAUGCAGGAAUACAACAUCCCGCACGACGUACAGUACGGUGAUAUUGACUACAUGGAGCGUCAGAUGGACUUCACCAUAGAUCCCGUCAACUACCAGGGACUUCCUGAGUUCGUGGACCAGAUCAGACGAGACGGCAUGCGUUACGUCAUCAUUCUGGACCCCGCCAUCACGACCAACGAGACUGCACCCUACCCACCCUACACUAAUGGCACGGCACUGGACGUCUGGAUCAAGAGUGGAGAGGACACUUCACAACCGCUCACAGGGAAGGUGUGGCCGUACUACCCCGGUACUGUUGUUGAUCCAAACGCAGAAUGGGACUACAAAGUCGAGAACUACAAUGCCUACUCCGUGUUCCCCGACUAUUUCCACGCCGAUAUCGACCGAUGGUGGGGAGAGUUCAUCAAGGAUUUCUACAAGACUCUCAAGUUCGACGGGCUCUGGAUCGACAUGAACGAGCCCACUAAUUUUGUACACGGAUCUGUGACCGGCUGCUCCGACAACAAGUGGGACAACCCGCCCUACAUGCCAAAGAUCUUGGGCCCUAACAUUUACUCCAAGACCCUGUGUAUGAACUCGAUUCACGGCGGAACGGAACACUACAACACGCACAGUCUGUACGGGUGGAGCCAGGCCGAGCCUACACAGAGGGCCCUGCGGGAAGUGACCGGGAAACGCGGGAUCGUGUUCGGCCGCUCCACCUUCCCCAGCGCCGGCCACUUUGAGGGCCACUGGCUUGGCGACAACACGGCAAAGUGGGACCAUCUACACAAGUCCAUUAUAGGAAUGUUGGACUUUGGCCUUUUCGGUAUGCCAUACGUCGGUGCAGAUAUCUGUGGGUUCUGGGACGAUGCGACCCCUGACAUGUGCCACCGUUGGAUGCAGCUCGGCGCGUUCUACCCCUUCAGCCGCAACCACAACUACGAAGGAGGCGCGCCCCAGCACCCGACCCACUGGGACGGCGUCAUAGCUGACGCGGCCCGAGACGCCCUGCAGACCCGCUACACCUUCCUACCCUUCCUCUACACCCUCUUCUACCAGGCACACACCCAGGGGUCAACGGUCGUGCGGUCGCUCAUGCACGAGUUCAUUGAGGACAAGCUCACCUGGUCCAUUGACAGACAGUUCCUGUGGGGCCCCGCCCUACUCGUCUCACCUGUACUGGAUCAGGGGGAGAUGGACGUCAACGCCUACUUUCCCAAAGGGAGGUGGUACGACUACUACUCUGUGAACUCUGACCGACAGGGCCGGGAGGUAGCCGGGUCAGACCAGGGGAGGAGUCUGUUGCUGCCGUGUGACAUGGACUGUAUCCCGGUACACAUACGGGGUGGGCACGUCAUACCUACACAGGAACACGCCAACACUACUGUCUACAGCCGGAGGAAGCCCCUUGGUUUGAUCGUGGCCCUGGACGAGGCUGGCCGGGCCUCCGGGAGUCUGUUCUGGGACGAAGGAGAAGAUAUAGACACAAUCGGCAGCAACAGUUACAGGAUGAUUUCCUUCAAUGUGGCAGAGAGUACACUUGACAUCACCGUGGAAAGAAACGGCUACACGCCUGACCCUGAACUUCGGUACGAGACCAUUCAGGUGUUCGGGUCACCCACCAUGCCCACUGACGUCACGGUGAACGGACAGAGCGUCGCGUCGGAAAAUAUCGUCAAGAAGACUGCAGACAAGGUAAGGGACUAUGGCAAAACUUAG
Molecule: messenger RNA, 2516 nt
Organism: Branchiostoma belcheri (Belcher's lancelet)
Lineage: Eukaryota; Metazoa; Chordata; Leptocardii; Amphioxiformes; Branchiostomatidae
Product: probable maltase-glucoamylase 2
Exons: 23
Coding region: 84-2516 (810 amino acids)
Biological process (GO): carbohydrate metabolic process
Molecular function (GO): carbohydrate binding; alpha-1,4-glucosidase activity
Source: RefSeq, a predicted model, not a curated record